AUGAGCGAAGCCAACAUGGUCACAGGGGCAGCACGGAAGGUUGGCCAGCUGCAAGCACAGGGUAAUCAGGAUGCAUCUAUGCCGGGGUAUGAGCCCUCCUUCCUGCUGGCCCUAGAACCGGCGCUAGAAGAUCUGGCGAAACAUGGGAUCAAGCUGGCGGUCAAUGCGGGAAAUUGUGAUACCGAAGGUUUGUACAAGGUGGUAGUUCAAAUGGUACAAGCUAAAGGGUUGAAGUUAAAGGUUGCUUGGGUAUCAGGCGAUGAAGUUCUUUCUACAAUCAAGAAAUCUCUACAGUCUGGGAAAUCCACGUUUAGCAACGUCUACACUGGCGAGAUACUCUCAGAAUGGUCAUUUGAGCCAAUAUACGGCCAAUGUUACCUGGGGGGUCUCGGAAUCGCUGCGGCUCUCGCUCAAGGAGCCGACAUUGUUCUGUGUGGACGAGUAUCAGACGCGUCGCCCGUGAUCGGUGCAGCGUACUGGUAUCACGGAUGGGACCGCAAUGACCUUGAUCAAUUGGCAAAUGCAUUUGUGGCUGGCCACCUCAUUGAAUGCAGCAACUACGUCUGUGGCGGUAACUUUACGGGCUUCAAGAUGCUGGAAAACGCCGGUGGUGAUGGCUGGACCAAUAUCGGAUAUCCCAUUGCAGAGAUCUCGGCAGACGGCCAGGUGGUCAUCACGAAGCAAUCAUACUCUUCCGGUGGUGCUGUCACCGUCGACACAUGUUCCUCGCAACUGCUGUACGAGAUUCAAGGCCCGUGGUACUUCAACUCCGAUGUGACUGCUAUACUGACGGACGUCCAUUUCGAACAAUUGGGUGUCAACCGUGUGGCUUUGCGCGGCGUUCGCUCUGCGCCUCCCCCGCCAACCACAAAGGUCGGCAUCACUGCCCAUGGCGGCUUCCAAGCAGAAGCCUCAUGGUUUCUGGUGGGAUUAGACAUCGCAGCCAAGGCGAGGAUGCUAGAAGACCAGAUCCGUCACCUCCUCUCGCCGUACUCGUCCAGUUUCUCGGCCUUGAAGUUUUCCACCUUAGGCUCGUCGCCGGAUGACCCCAGAGAUCAAGAUAGCGCCACCGUCACCUUCCGAGUCGUCGCACAGGCCCGUAGAGCCGAAGACCUCGCCCCGUCGCAAUUCCUCCGUCCCAUCACAGACAACAUUAUGCAGGGAUACCCAGGUGCCACCUUCCACCUGGACCUGCGCCAAGGUUUCCCCAAACCCGUCCAUGAGUACUACGUCACACUGCUGCCUCAGGAGGACAUAAAGCACCAAGCCCACCUCCCCUGGAAGAAUCAGGUCAUCGAUAUCCCUCCUCCCCCAACGACCCGCCAAUACCCGCACCGACAGCCCUCACAGGCCAUCACAGACUCCCCCGCCAAUCCGCAAGCAGACUUCGGUCCGACAAUUCGCGGUCCCCUAGGCUGGAUUGUGCAUGCGCGCUCCGGCGAUAAAGGCCCAGACGCUAACUGCGGGUUCUGGGUGCGCCAUCACGACGAGUACCUCUGGCUCCGCUCGUUGCUGUCCGCGCCAAAGGCGAAGGAGCUCCUGGGUGAGGCGUAUAACGCGAAUCCCGAGUUGCAAAUUGAACGGUUCGAACUGCCGAAUCUACGGGCUGUGCAUUUCUUGUUUCGGAAUUUGCUGGAUCGGGGAGUUGGGAUCACGACCACCGUGGAUUUUCUGGGGAAGAAUGUGGCGGAGUAUUUGCGCGCGAGGUGGGUGGAUUUGCCUGUGAAGUUUUUGAAUAGGGGGAAAUUGUAG
This is a messenger RNA of Aspergillus fumigatus Af293, 1752 nucleotides long. RefSeq names its product acyclic terpene utilization AtuA family protein. The record is from RefSeq and is a predicted model, not a curated record. Lineage: Eukaryota; Fungi; Ascomycota; Eurotiomycetes; Eurotiales; Aspergillaceae.